AUGGUUUAUACUGGAACAAUGGAAGGUUCUUUAUUUGAACCAACACUUUAUAUUGUAAAAGGCAUGUGUAUAUUAGAUAGCGAUGGCAACAGAAUAUUGGCUAAAUAUUAUGACAAAAAUAUCAUGCCCAGUGCCAAAGAACAGAAGGCAUUUGAAAAGAAUCUUUUCAACAAAACACACAGAGCGAAUGCAGAAAUAAUAAUGCUGGAUGGCCUCACCUGUGUGUAUAAGAGUAAUGUGGACUUAUUCUUCUAUGUUAUGGGAAGUUCUCACGAGAAUGAGUUAAUUCUACAAUCAGUGCUAAACGCACUGUACGAAUCAGUAAGCAUUCUAUUAAGAAGAAAUGUGGAGAAAAGAGUCCUGAUGGAAAACUUGGAUUCUGUGAUGCUUGCCUUCGAUGAGAUAUGUGAUGGCGGUGUCAUUCUGGACUCCGACCCAACAUCCAUAGUGGGUCGUGCGGCGCUACGCACAGACGACGUGCCACUCGGCGAGCAAACCGUUGUGCAGGUGCUUCAAUCUGCAAAGGAACAGCUUAAAUGGUCACUACUGAAA
Molecule: messenger RNA, 552 nt
Organism: Brenthis ino (lesser marbled fritillary)
Lineage: Eukaryota; Metazoa; Arthropoda; Insecta; Lepidoptera; Nymphalidae
Source: the annotation of a GenBank genome assembly